Molecule: messenger RNA, 343 nt
Organism: Suillus discolor
Lineage: Eukaryota; Fungi; Basidiomycota; Agaricomycetes; Boletales; Suillaceae
Exons: 1
Coding region: 1-264 (87 amino acids)
Source: RefSeq, a predicted model, not a curated record
AUGCAUAUCACCUGCAGGAAGCUGCUUUUCUGGAUACUACUAGCUCACAAGAAAUCAAGGAGCAUCUAUUAUGAUGGCCAAAACAUUUUUUUAUUGUGUGUACCCGCGCACACUGGCAUGUGGCCAUACUGGCCUAGUAGGACUUUGGAGAAGCACCAGUCACGGACACAUUGUCCUAUUGGUGUCGGACUUUUGUCUCCUGGGACACACAACACCCUCCUGAAUCCUCACAGCCCUUCUCCUUAUGGGGUGUCUGACAUCUAGCAUCCGUACUUGUGUCGCAACAGGUCGUGGAUCUGUGGGCCCUUUCGUUGCACCACUCUGUCGAUGUCAAAUCGAUCGC